Messenger RNA from Exaiptasia diaphana, 1842 nucleotides. RefSeq names its product sphingomyelin phosphodiesterase. The transcript is spliced from 12 exons. Lineage: Eukaryota; Metazoa; Cnidaria; Anthozoa; Actiniaria; Aiptasiidae. Bases 43 to 1641 code for a protein of 532 amino acids. Gene Ontology annotation, molecular function: sphingomyelin phosphodiesterase activity. The record is from RefSeq and is a predicted model, not a curated record. Gene Ontology annotation, biological process: sphingomyelin catabolic process.
UGUAAGAGGAGUGCACAUUUUGUCUCACCGCAAGAGAGAAGGAUGCGUUUCAACGCAAAACUCUGCAUUAGCUUUAUUCUUUUAUGUCAUAUCCUUGGCUCAUCAGCAAAACCACAUGGGCUUUCACUAAAACAGUCUUUUCUAGAUCGUCUACAUCAUUUUAUAAAGAAUUUUAAGUCUGCUGCUGAGUGCGAUGCUUGCAAAGCCUUCGUGGAUAUUGCUCAAGUUGCCUUCAAAACAAAACCAUCUGAAGACGAUAUCGUUUCCUUUCUUACGAAAGUAUGCAUCAAAAUGAAGAUUGAAGAUAAGACAGUCUGUGAUGGCAUUAUAAAGGAAUUUCGGCAAGAAGUUUUGACAGUUUUUGACGAUUAUUUUAUAAGCUCGAAUGAAAUAUGUGGCUCAUUGCUGGGACCAAGUUGCGCAACGAAACCAAACCCCGAUAUUUUCUGGAAUGUGACUUUUCCCAAAACCCCAAAACCUCCAGUUCGGCCUAUUCCACCUCCAAAGGCUGGUUCACCAGUGAUACGAGUUCUACACAUCUCUGAUAUCCAUCUUGACCCGUUAUACCAAGAAGGAGCCAGUUCUGACUGCGGUGAGCCUCUGUGCUGUCGUAAAACAGACCCACAAGCAGAGCCAGGUAAUGGUGCUGGUAAAUAUGGUGAUUACGCAUGUGAUACACCGCUUAUAACACUUGAAAAUAUGUUGAAACAUAUCAAUGACACCCAAGAGUUUGAUUAUGCACUAUGGACAGGAGACAUUCCUGCUCACAACGUCUGGAACCAAAGCAGAGCUGACCAGCUUCAGGCUUUAGACUAUGCAGUCAAACUGAUACUGGAGUAUUUACCUAAUAAGGUAAUAUUCCCAGCACUAGGCAAUCAUGAAAGUUCUCCUGUUAAUAGUUUCCCACCACCGUCCAUUACUGGACCUGAUUCAAAUCAAUGGUUACGUGAUUCUUUGGCUUCACAUUGGCAUCACUGGUUACCAGACUACACCAUGUCUACUAUCAAAAAAGGUGCCUACUACACUGUAUUGAUAUCUAAAGGUUUAAGAAUCAUUUCACUCAACAUGAAUUACUGCAACAACAUGAACUGGUGGCUACUGCUGAAUGAUGUUGACCCUGCUCAUCAACUCCAGUGGCUUGUGGAUACUCUACAAGAAGCAGAAGACAAUGGAGAAAAGGUUCAUAUCAUUGGUCAUAUUCCUCCUGGAAGCGGUGACUGUCUCAGAGCAUGGAGCUGGAAUUACUACAGUAUUAUCAACCGAUACCAGAGUACUGUCACAGCACAGUUCUUUGGCCACACUCACAAUGAUGAAUUUGAAAUCUUUUAUGAUGAAGAAACAUCCAAAAUCCCCUUGAGUAUUGCAUAUAUUGGUCCAAGUGUGACUCCAUUUCAAGGACAUAACCCAGGAUAUAGGAUUUAUACCGUUGACGGCAACUAUGCAAACAGUAGUAGGGUUGUCCUCGAUCAUGAGACUUACAUUCUUGAUUUGGAAAAGGCUAACAAAGGCAAUGUUACAUGGGAGUUAGAAUACAAAGCCAAGGAGGCGUACAAGAUGAAGUCAUUGCUGCCUGCUGAGUGGGACAAUCUAGUAAACAGAAUGGCUACUGAUAAAGAUUUGUUGGAAAUGGUUUACAAGUAAGUGGACAACUGUCAAAGUUAAGGGCUUCCUUUGUAACGGUCAUCUUGGCCGCUAGGAACUAGUGUCGAGAAAGGAAAAAUAAGAAGAGGAUGCACGCGCCUCCCCUCUCUCGCCCCCAUUCUCCCUCUUUUGACUCACCAAAAAGACAGGAAGCCCGUGAUUGUUAGUGAUGACUGUGGAGGAAGCUAUGUCAAGGUGUAG